GGGAGGGGGCUGGCUUCUCCCGGAGGUGGCGGCUGCAGGGAGCCCGAGCAGCGGGAGCCGCCGGAGCCCGAGCCCGAGCCCGAGCACCGGAGCCCAAGCCGCAGGACGCGUGGAGUAGGCAGCGGGAGCCCGAGCCGCCCGAGCCGCCCUAGCCUGGACGCCCCCGCCCCCGCCGCCGCCGCGCCUCUGCAGCUCGGGGGGGUGGGCGCCGCUUGCUCCGCCCCGUGGAAGCCCUCCUGGCCGCCGCCACCCCCGCCGCCUUCUUCACCGAGGGACUCGGGGCUGCUCCCGCCCGUUCGAGACUCAGCCUGGUGGUGGCCGCCGCUGCCAUGUCCCCGGGGAAGCCCGGGGCGGGCGGAGCGGAGAGGAGGCGGAGGAGCUGGAGGCGGCGGCGGCGGCGGCGGCCUCGGCCCCGGCCACCGGCUCCAGCUGCUGUCCCCGGCGCCGAGGCUGCUGCAGAAGCUGCUGCUCUGGGGCCCCAGAGAGCCGCGCUGCUCCCGGGCACGUUCAGGGACGCUCGGAGCCCGAAGCCCGGGGGGGCGGGGGCGAAGCCUCCGCUCUGUCUCCUGCUGCGCCUGGGGCUGCUAUUGCUCCGCUUCAGCCAGAUUGCUGUUGCAGUCAGUGAUUGUGUUGAUUGUGGUCCAAUGAAUUUCAGUUCGAAUACCACUGACAUUGUUGUGACCAAUUUACCAGAAGGCUUUUCCAUCCACAAUGUGACCAGAGAAGAUGGAUAUGUGUCCUGGAAUAUCCAUUCAGAGACCCCAGUGAAUAAGACAAUUGGGGGGCUCUCCCCCGGGGAAACGUAUAUUAUCGAGUUGAAGAAUGGCACGAAUACCUGCUGCAAAAGGUGGUCAACACAACCAAGUCCUGUAUCUGACAUUGAAGUUGUCAGUGUGGGUACAACUGAGGCAACCCUGACCUGGAAGAAUGUGGACAAAGCUGCUUCUCAGUACAAAUACAUUGUAGAGGACAGGGGCUCUGAAAUGAAGGUCAUCACCAGCUGGCAGCCAAAUGUUACAAUUGCAGAUUUAAAGCCUGGGACAACUUAUACAUUCUUCAUCUUCCCAGAAGUGGAGAAUAGGACUCAGGGACUCAAGGAAGCUGUGAAUGUCACAACGAAACCGAAUCCAGUGUCUGAGCUCCAGGUCACAGAUGUGGGCAUAGCUGAGGCCGUUUUGACCUGGCACUCCGACAGUAGCAUUGCAGCAUCCCACAUGCGAUUUGAAGGCUUUGCAGAUGAGACUAAUUCAUCCUCCCAGGUGCCAUGUGAUAUUUCAGGCCUUGAACCAGAUACCAACUACCAGCUCACACCUUGUCAGGCCCAAGGAGACCUUAAUGCCACUCACGGCGAGACAGAUGACAACAGCACAGAUGUGAGCAUGGUGGAUGAUUCACUUCCAGCAGCUUUUGAUCCCAGCACUUUGACACACAAAUGCAACCUCCAAAAGAUAGGCAAGUUGGUUGCAGAGAUUCCUGGAAGCACUAGAAUUCACAUUACUGGAUUAAAUUCGGGAACUUUAUACCAGGUCACUGUUUUUUCGCAAACAACCAAUGGAGUUAAAGGAGACCCUCAAAUAAUAAGAUUCAAGACAAAUUCGAGUCAAGUUAUUAAUUUCCAAAUUGUGGAAAUCAGUGAUACUGGAGUGAAUUUGACAUGGGAGAACAGUGAUAACUCAUCAUCCAGCUAUACAUAUAGAAUACACGUUGCUGGGGAUGGCCAUUCCUUUGACCAGAAUUCUAAUGUUACUCAUGUUGCCAUCACAGAGCUCUAUUCUAGCACAUUAUAUAACUUCACAGUGUAUCCCAAAAGGAACCAUGAUCCUGAAGGCCAGCCAGCCUUUACCCAGGCUUACACAGCACCCCAUCCGGUUUCAGACUUUAGAGUACAGAGUUUCAACACAACCAGCAUUGACUUAGCUUGGAGCAGUGAGGCCUCCUUCUUCAGGAUCCUUGUUAAAGACUUCAUGAACCAUUCGUUCUCCCAUAAUGGGACAUACAAAAAAAAACAGCUUCUAGUUACAGACUUAAUACCUGGAACCCUUUAUCAUAUUGAAAUAUUUCCUCAAGCUCCGGAUGGAAGGGAAGGAGGCUCUCAAACAUUGGAACAAACUACUGAACCAAGUGCCAUUUCUGACAUUGAAGUUGUAAGUGUUAACACAACUACAAUACACUUAAAAUGGCAGAACGAGGACAGUGCAUCCCCAGGGUAUCGCUAUCACCUGCUCGUAAAACAAAACGGAUCGUCUAUCUUUAACCUUACCACUAGCUCCCUCAACAAGACCAUUAAAGGUCUGAUACCCGGGACACUCUAUAAUGUCACCAUCUAUCCAGAAGUGGGAAAUGGGACGAAAGGGAGUCCCGUGUCGAAAGCUGUGUAUACAAGACCUAGCCCAGUGUCCACCAUCAGUUUUUCAAACAUCAGUACCACAGAUGUAAUCAUAAACUGGCAAGAACCUGACAUUGCCUCCACCGACUACACCUAUUUCAUCAUUCUUGUUGAGGGACAGUCCAUCAGCCCAAUACCAAAAUUCAUCAACCGGACAUCAAAGGUCAGAAAUACUACAAUCACUGGCCUGAGCCCUGGUACUUCUUAUGAAGUCAUCAUCUAUUCUCAAGUCGGAGAGGAUGCUCUUCAGGGAGAGCCUGUCCAUGAAUUCUUCUGUACAGAUGCUGCAUCUGUGGCUUUCCUUAAGUGCAAUCCAGUGCCCAAGCAAUCAACCCUCACUUUAAGAUGGCCCUGUCCCCCUGGCAUGAACCGUGGCUUCAAUAUGACUAUCCGUAGUGGGGAGUGGAGCAGGGAAAUAAGUCUCCCACCCUGCUAUUCAAUGUAUUUGUCUGAUGACUUAAAUGGAACCUAUGUGGCACAUUUAAAUUAUUCUACCUCCUAUGACAUCAGCCUCACCACUCUGUCCUGUGGAGGAGAGAGUUUCCCCAAAUGGAAUGUUUGCCGAACUAGUAUCACAGACCCACCACCUCCAGAUGGAUUACCAAAUAUUUUUCCCAUCAACCACAAUUCAUUAAAAGUAAAAUUUGGCAAGUUUGAGGCAAGCCAUGGACCAAUAACAGCUUAUGCGGUCAUCCUUACCACAGAAAGAAGUGGUAACAAGUCUUCUGUUGACUUUUUGAACUACACCUAUGAUGAUUUCAAGAAAAGAAUCUCAAAGACCUACGUGACUUACCUCAUGAACAUUACAGAGGACAGAGCUGCCUCUGACCUCUCCGAUGGCUUGAAGUAUGAAGUAAUUGUGGGAAAUGAAUCGAUCACAGAUGGCUAUUAUAAUGGCAAAUUGGAACCCCUCAGUUCCUAUCGGGCUUGUAUUGCUGGCUUCACCAACAUUACCUUUGACAGCCUUCACCCUGGGCUCAUUGACGGUACGGAAAGCUACGUAUCAUUCAGCCUCUAUUCGGAUCCUGUCUCUUUACCUCAGAAUCCAGCUGUUAUCUGCGGCGCUGUCUUUGGGUGUAUCUUCGGGGCCCUGGUGAUUGUGGCUGUUGGAGGCUUUAUUUUCUGGAGGAGGAAAAGGAAAGAUGCAAAGAAUAGUGAUGUGUCAUUUUCUCAAAUUAAACCUAAAAAAUCCAAAUUAAUUAAAGUGGAGAAUUUUGAAUCCUACUUUAAGAAACAGCAAGCCGACUCCAACUGUGGUUUUGCAGAAGAGUAUGAAGAUCUAAAGCUCAUUGGUGUUAAUCAACCGAAAUUUGCAGCUGAGAUUCCGGAAAAUAGAGGAAAGAACCGAUAUAAUAACGUCCUUCCAUAUGACAUUUCCCGUGUGAAGCUUUCAAUCCAAACACAGGUGACGGAUGACUACAUUAAUGCCAAUUACAUGCCAGGCUACUACUCCAAGAAAGACUUUAUUGCCACUCAAGGACCCUUACCUAACACGUUAAGAGACUUUUGGCGUAUGGUUUGGGAGAAAAAUAUUUAUUCUAUUGUUAUGCUGACCAAAUGUGUUGAACAAGGAAGGACUAAAUGUGAGGAAUACUGGCCUUCCAAACAAACCCAGAACUAUGGGGAUAUAACUGUUGCCAUGACAUCAGAAAUCAUUCUUCCAGAAUGGACAAUAAGGGAUUUCACGGUGAAAAACGUGAGUAAGACUUUGUUUUUCUCUUGUUUUCUUGGCCAGGAUCAGUAUGUCUUCCUCAAUCAGUGCGUUUGGGAUAUUAUCAAAUCUCAGAAAGACUCCAAAGCUGAUCUCAUCUACCAAAACACGACAGCCAUGACCAUCUAUGAGAACCUCGCGCCAAUGACUGCUUUUGGGAAGACAAAUGGAUACAUUGCUUAAUUCCAAAGGAAAAACCUUCUUGCCCAGGGCUUCCUGGGCCCGGCGCCCCCACAGUAAAGGAAAUGAAUGCACUGUUGUGGAUGUUUUUAUAUGUAUAGUGUCCAUUUGUGUGUGCCUGUGUGCGUGCGUGCGCGUGUGUGUGCGGCAUGUGUGUUCUCCUUGGUUAUGACCAAUCUUGAAGGCUUGAAGAUACACAUGUAAGAAAAUGCAAACAAGCAGUUGGACUUCAGGGACUGUGGCUGAGGAAACCAACUAUAUUCCAGAUUAAGAAUAGGAUGAGCUGACUUUCUUCACUGGGGGUUGCAGACCAACUAGGAAAAGUGAGCUGCAAAUCUUUCUCCCCCUCUUCUUUCUAAAGGAUACAUGUCCUUUGCCCCCACUCCCCCUCUCUGUCUCUCUGUCUGUCUCUGUCUCUCUGUCUUUCUCUCUCUGUCUCUCUGUCCUUCUCUCCCUUCCUCCUUCCCCUCUCCCCAUUCCCCUCACUUUCUUUGUCUUUUUUAAAUGAACAAACUCUUUUAUAUGGUUCACACUCUGAAGCCAAGAUUGUGUUAAGUUGACUAUAUUUUGAGGAUCAGAAGUCUAUUUUUACCUACUGUAUCUUGGGAUCUGACUGAUGGAUAAAUGCAUAAUUUUGGUUGUUUAUAGUGUCAAGAGGGAGAUGUGGUGUCUCCUCCAUGUGGAUUUUAUAUUUAAACAUGUGCCUUUCCUAAUUAUGCUUCCGUAGGCAAAAAUCAGUAGAUAUCUAUAUUUUUAUAUUGAAUCUCAUAAUUGGAAUAUACAUUAUAUUUAAAAAUAGAUUAGUAGAAAGGGCCUAGCCUUUUCAGUACAAUUGCUAUGGUCUUUUUUUAAAAAGCAACUUUUCUUCUCUUUCAUCCCCUCUUUCUUUUCUCUCAUCUCUUCCUCUCUUUUCUCCCUUUCUAUCUAUCUUCCCUCUUCUCUUUCCUUUCUUGCUCUCUUUCCUUCUUCUUUCUUCCUUCUUGACUCUUCCCCCUUCCCUACCUUUUUUUCCUCCUUUCUCAUUCCUUCUCCCUCCGUAUAUUUAAUUCCCCUUCCUUCCCAAAGACUUGGUCACUGUUCUGCCCCAGCCCUUUCCAGGCCGGGCGGGAGUGGAGAUGAGCUCUUGCUUGGAGCUCUCUGCUCCCAUGGUGACAUGCCCCACUUGCCCUCUCUGUGUUUGGUAAGAAGGAUUAUUUAAAGGUGCAAUAUGUGAUGUAGUAAUUCAUGAUGCUCUAUGUUUUUCAGUAGAGUUUUACUCAGGUUGGUAUUUUAUGUGUGUCUUUUUUUUUUUUUUAAAGAAAAAAAUGUGUGUGAUUCUGUGAAAACUUCUGUGUAACAAUCAGUGUCCAAUCAGGCCCCCUUCUCCCUCCCAAAAGUUCACUGGCUCUUGUCUCUACUGGCAAUGACAUGCAUUGAUAUCUACUGUAUAUAUCAAACUCUUGUGAGUCAGAACUGAGGUGUAAAAAAUUUGAAUUUGUAUCAAAGAUGUAAUUAUUAUUUUAAAAAAAUUCUUUUCAAUAUA
Monodelphis domestica (gray short-tailed opossum) is the source of this 5799-nucleotide messenger RNA. NCBI's taxonomy places the organism in Eukaryota, Metazoa, Chordata, Mammalia, Didelphimorphia, Didelphidae. The record is from RefSeq and is a predicted model, not a curated record.